AUGCGUUUCGUCCUCGUCCCCAUCUCAACCAAACGAGCCUUCAUCUACUGUCGCUCGCCCAAAACCAUAAAGAUCGGAUACGUCGACCGCGUGACGAACAAAGCUGCCGAGCUAUGGGCUAGCUGGGAAAAGGCGGAGAAAGGCUGGAAGAAACAACUCGUCAGCUACGGACAUGUCAUUUUGCAGAGAAUUCCAUAUGAGGAAUGGGGGCUGAAAAGUAUUCCCCCGCUGAAUGAGAGUCGACAGAUUCAAGAAGCGCGGCAGAAACAGAAGAUUGACGUGAUGUUUCCCAAAAAUGCGAUCAAGUGUGAGGAUGUAUUUGGUAUUUUGAGGAAACUGGGCACAGAACGGCAGGAAUUACAUCGAAGGAAGAUGUGGUGGUGUCUAGGAAUUGCACCUUUUACUGCGCCUAUUGCAAUCAUUCCACUUGUUCCGAAUAUUCCAUUCUUCUAUCUUGCAUAUCGAGCCUGGUCGCAUUGGCGAGCCUGGAGCGGUUCAAAACAUCUUAUCCACCUUCUCGAUCUCAACUUGAUUAACCCGCAUGCAUUCCCCGAAUUGGAGAGCUUUUACGCAACUCGAUUAUCGAAAAAUGGUGUCUCAGGCCACCAGACUACCAAUGAAAAUACUGAGAAGGAUACGACUGUCCCUAAAGAUGAGGCACCCACCGAGGAACGACUACUCUUGGAUAUGAAGGAUGGCGAAGAACUUGGCAAGAUCCUGGAAACUCCAGCAAUUGCGAUUGAAGUCGAGCGUGCUGUUCUGCAAGUUAGGCAGAAGCUGAAGCUCGAUGAAGAAAAACGGCAAGAAAAGAACAACCAAUAG
This is a messenger RNA of Talaromyces marneffei, 822 nucleotides long. RefSeq lists its product as uncharacterized. The record is from RefSeq and is a predicted model, not a curated record. The transcript has 3 exons. Gene Ontology annotation, biological process: potassium ion transport; proton transmembrane transport. Lineage: Eukaryota; Fungi; Ascomycota; Eurotiomycetes; Eurotiales; Trichocomaceae. Gene Ontology annotation, cellular component: mitochondrial inner membrane. Bases 1 to 822 code for a protein of 273 amino acids.